Saprolegnia diclina VS20 is the source of this 1455-nucleotide messenger RNA. RefSeq lists its product as hypothetical. Bases 26 to 1417 code for a protein of 463 amino acids. NCBI's taxonomy places the organism in Eukaryota, Oomycota, Saprolegniomycetes, Saprolegniales, Saprolegniaceae. The transcript has a single exon. The record is from RefSeq and is a predicted model, not a curated record.
CGCUUUGGCACCAGUAAGCCCCAGCAUGCAACAAGCUGUGUACUCGAGCAGUGGCCAUAGCGCGGGCCCGCCGGCGCCCGUCGUCUCGCCCACCGUCAAGCCGCGCUCGGAGGCGCCGCCGUCGCUCAUGGACCUCGACCGGCUCUCGAUGCUGCCGGCGGACUGUACGUGCUUCCUCAACCAGCUCACGCUUGGCAGCUCGGCGCGGUGUUGUUUCAACAUGGAGCCCAACACGACGUUCCUGAACCCGGCCUCGUUUGGCUUUGCACCCAAGCCCGUCCUCGCCGCGCAGGCGUACUUUGUCAACCGCAUGGAGAUGAACCCGGACCGGUUCUACCGGCGCGAGCUGCCGACGCUCCUCCGCAAGUCGGCCGAGCGCCUCGCCGAGUUUGUCGGUGCCGACUCGGACGACAUUGUGUUUGUGCCCAACAUCUCGCACGGCGUCAACUCGGUGCUGCGCUCGCUCGACCUCCAGGACGGCGACGAAGUGCUGUGUAUGAGCUCGACGUACCCCGGCGUCUUUAACACGCUCCGCCACAUUUGCUACAUGACACAAGAGGUCGUCGAGCUCAAGGUCGUCGAUGUCAAGCUCCCGAUCCCGUCCUACGACUCGCUCAUCACGCAGAUCAUUGCUGCGAUCACGCCCAACACGCGCGUGGCCGUGCUCGAUCACAUUACGAGCUCGGGCGGCCUCGUCCUCCCGCUAGAGAAGCUCAUUCCGAUGCUGCGCGCCCGUGGCGUGUAUACGCUCAUUGACGGUGCGAACGCGCCGGGCCAGAUCCCGCUGAACCUGCGCGAGCUGCGCCCCGACUUUUACGUGGGCACGACGACCAAGUGGCUCUUUGGCUCCAAGUCGAGCUCGUUCUUGUUUGUGGACCGCGAGCACCAAUCGGUGAUCCGCCCGGUCGUCACGUCGCUCGGCUACAACCAGGGCUUCCUCGAGGAGUUUGCCGUCCAGGGCACGAAGGACGAGUCCAACUACCUCACGAUCGCCACGUCGCUCGACUUUUACCAGAACCUCGGGUUCGCCCGCGUCUUUGCCCACAACAAAGGACUCAUCGACUGGGCCUCGAGCUACCUCGCGACGCUCUGGGGCACGGAGCCGCUCCUGCCGCCGUGGCAGCGCAGCCCGUUUGUGAGUGCGAUCCGCCUCCCGAUCGAGUGGCCGGCCAAGAAGCACGCGAAGGAGCCGCUCUCGGCCGACGAGAAGCUGCAAGUGUGCGAGUUUGUCAUUGACAUCCUCAUGGACCAGUGCCAGAUCGUGACCAAAGUGCUCCCGAUCCAAGGCCAGAUGUACAUUCGCAUCUCGGCCCAAAUCUACUCGGAGCGCUCGGACUUUGAGCGCCUCGGCAGCGCGAUCACGCGCAUGACGUCCUGUCCAUCCUUCAUCGACAUGUUUUCCGAUAUGCGUGUUUAAGCUUGUAACCUAUUAACUAAGAACUUUGCCUCAUCUAC